Molecule: messenger RNA, 2947 nt
Organism: Pseudophryne corroboree (corroboree frog)
Lineage: Eukaryota; Metazoa; Chordata; Amphibia; Anura; Myobatrachidae
Product: mucin-2-like
Exons: 2
Coding region: 147-1394 (415 amino acids)
Source: RefSeq, a predicted model, not a curated record
GACUGCACAAACUUCUGUUUAUACAGCUCUCCUGCACAUGCAAUCGCACCCCUGCAUGGCGAGACCUUCUCCCCCUGUAGGCGGCGACUACCUGAUCGCAGGGAUGCAAAAAAUGCACCCUAGCGAUUAGGUCUGAAUUAGGCCCUAUGUCUCUACUUUUAACACAUCUAGAACACCAGGAUGUCCUCACUCUCAGCACCUCUAGGACAUUGGGUCAGCAUGCCCCUACUCUCACAACCUCUAGGACACCAUAUGAGGAUACCCCCACUCUCACCACCUAUAGGACACCAGACAAGCAUGUCCCCACUCUCAGCACCUCUAUGACAACAGACGAGCAUGUCCCCACUCUUAGCACCUCUAGGACACCAGACGAGCAUGUCCCCACUCUCAGCACCUCUAGGACAACAGACGAGCAUGUCCCCACUCUUAGCACCUCUAGGACAACAGACGAGCAUGUCCCCACUCUCAGCACCUCUAGGACAACAAACGAGCAUGUCCCCACUAUCAGCACCUCUAGGACAACAGACGAGCAUGUCCUCACUCUCAGCACCUCUAGGUCACCAGAUGAGCAUGUCGUUACUCCUACCACCUCUAGGACACCAGACGAGCAUGCCCCUACUUUCACCACCUCUAGGACACCAGACAAGCAUGCCCCUACUUUCACCACCUCUAGGACACCAGAUGAGCAUGCCCCUACUCUCACCACCUCUUGGACAACGGGUCAGCUUGCCCCCACUCUCACCACCUAUAGGACUCCGGGUCAGCUUGCCCCCACUCUCACCACCUAUAGGACUCCGGGUCAGCUUGCCCCCAGUCUCACAACCUCUAGGACACCGGGUCAGCUUGCCCCCAGUCUCACAACCUCUAGGAUACCGGGUCAGCUUGCCCCCACUCUCAGCACCUCUAGGACACCGUGUCAGCAUGCCCCUACUCUCACCACCUCUUGGACACCGGGUCAGCUUGCCCCCACUCUCACCACCUCUAGGACACCAGACAAGCAUUCCCCUACUCUCACCACCUCUAGGACACCGUGUCAGCAUGCCCCUACUCUCACCACCUCUUGGACAACGGGUCAGCUUGCCACUACUCUCAGAACCUCUAGGACACCAGACAAGCAUUCCCCCACUCUCACCACCUCUAGGACACCAGACAAGCAUUCCCCCACUCUCACCACCUCUAGGACACCAGACAAGCAUUCCCCCACUCUCACCACCUCUAGGACACCAGACAAGCAUUCCCCCACUCUCACCACCUCUAGGACACCAGACAAGCAUUCCCCCACUCUCAGCGCCUCUAGGACAUCAGACAAGCAAUCCCCCACUCUCAGCACUUCUUGGACAACGGGUCAGCUUGCCACUACUCUCAGAACCUCUAGGACACCAGGCAGAAAGUAGAGUGACUCUACCUGAGAGCAGGUAAGAGGACCCACCUGUAGCUGCGGCACUGAAUACGGUGAUGAGUAGGAGGAUGAGGAAUGACAUGGUGACUGCGGAGUCCGGCUGUCUGUGGCUGCCUUCAGCAGAUGGGGGCAGAGGUUCUGUUUAUCAUCUGGUUAAUGUGAGAGAACAGGACAACAUUCAUAUUUACUCAGGACAGAGACAAAUCAGAAUACAGAUCACAGUUAACACGCCUACACACAUCACAUGUAACACCCCUAUACACAUCACACGUAACACCUCUACACAGAGCACACGUAACACCCCUACACAGAUCACACGUAACACCCCUACACAGAGCACACGUAACACCUCUACACAGAUCACACGUAACACCCCUACACAGAGCACACGUAACAACUCUACACAGAUCACACGUAACACCCCUACACAGAGCACACGUAACAACUCUACACAGAUCACACGUAACACCCCUACACAGAGCACACGUAACAACUCUACACACAUCACAUGCAACACCCCUACACAGAGCACACGUAACAACUCUACACACAUCACAUGUAACACCUCUACACAGAUCACACGUAACACCCCUACACACAUCACAUGUAACACCCCUAUACACAUCACACGUAACACCUCUACACAGAGCACAUGUAACACCCCUACACACAUCACACGUAACACCCCUACACACAUCACAUGUAACACCCCUACACACAUCACAUGUAACACCCUGCAAGGAUUUGCCCUUAUAUUCUUAACCCUCGAUGUGAUGGCCUCUUAGACGUCUGGAGUGUAAACUUUUAGCCACAAGUUCUUGAGAUAUUGGACAUAAUCGUCGGGUCCCUUACUAUCAGAGGAGGUGACAGGACUGGUGGUUAUAUCAUAGUACAUCAGGGCCUUAUCAAUGCCUUUGGAGGUAAGUUUCUUUCCACAGGGAAUUACACAAUAAACUAUAAUGCCUACAAGAAUUAAAGUUACAAGUAUGAAUAUGCUUAUUUGCACAAGAGCCUGUUUCCAAUUUUCAAACCACCCAAAAUAUUGGCUCCAUGGGUUAUCAAUACCUGAAUUUUUCUUAAGUUCUAUGGAUAAGGUUUCUAACUUGUUUAUGGCUAAAGUAACCUUACCAUUGGGACCAGUGUUGUCAGGAAUGUAUGUACAACAGCCUUCCACCUUACUAAUGUAAACACAUGUACCGCCUUUUUCUGCUAGGAUCAUGUCAAGGGCCAUUCUAUUUUGGAAUGUCAUUUGGGAAGUGACUUCUAGCUGUUCAGCUAUACCUUUAAGAGCAUCUUUGGUAUCAUUAACAAAUCUUUGUUGAUUAUAAUAUAUAUAAUUAAUCCAGGCUACGUUUUUAUUUACAGUUACUAUAGGAAACAAUGACUCAAAACCCGCAGCCACCUCAUCUCUAGCUUUGAACUCAUUUGGAACACCUCUUGGGACCCCUAUAGCAUCAAUGUAUACGUGGGGGUCAAAGCUACCUCCUGGGAGUGCUCUUUUCUUUCGAUUAGCAGGAGUAUUAGAGGGAGGAGUGGGGUCAUCGGUGA